AUGAAGCUAACUCCCGAGCUCCUUGCCCAGGCAUCGUCGGCUCUGAAUCCCUGCAAGGAACGUCAGCUCGACCUACGUGGAUAUAAAAUUCCAGCCAUUGAAAAUCUGGGUAUAACGCGGGACCAGCACGAUGCUAUCGACAUGACAGACAACUCCGUCGUCACUCUGGGCAACUUUCCUCUGCUCAAGCGCCUGCACACACUCCUUAUGUCCAACAACAGAGUGGCCGCCAUUUCGCCCUCUAUCCACUUAUCUAUUCCUCAUUUGACGACCCUCGUACUCACAAACAACAACAUUGCCGAACUGGGUGACCUUGAGCCGCUCAAGGAACUAAAAAACCUCAAAUAUCUCUCCCUGCUCGGUAACCCCGUGCGAGAAAAAAAAUGGUAUCGCGAAUGGCUUGCCUGGAGAAUACCUGGGCUAAGAGUUUUGGAUUUUCAGAGAAUUCGAGACAAGGAGCGAAAAGCUGGCAAGUCUUUGUUCGUGACAGCAGAAAAUUUGCCUACAGCACUUGCGACCACCAUCUCGACGACGGUUUCGAACACGCAGGCUACCAAAGCUGCGUUGAUGAUGGACGAGCCCCGCCAGGCUGCACCAACAAUUAAGGCUGGACGACUCAUGUCCAAGGAGGAUGCGGAGAAGGUCAAGGCCGCCAUUGCAAAAGCUUCAAGCAUAGAUGAGAUUCGGAAGCUGGAGAGGAGUCUUAGGGAGGGAUACAUGCCAGAGAUAGAGUCUGUAGGUGCAUAA
This is a messenger RNA of Guyanagaster necrorhizus, 747 nucleotides long. Its product is annotated as L domain-like protein. Gene Ontology annotation, molecular function: protein binding; U2 snRNA binding. The record is from RefSeq and is a predicted model, not a curated record. Bases 1 to 747 code for a protein of 248 amino acids. The transcript is spliced from 4 exons. Gene Ontology annotation, biological process: mRNA splicing, via spliceosome. Gene Ontology annotation, cellular component: U2 snRNP. Lineage: Eukaryota; Fungi; Basidiomycota; Agaricomycetes; Agaricales; Physalacriaceae.